AUGGCCUCCAACCCUCCCGGUGCCUGCUGUGCCUCUGGCUUCAAGCACGAAGGUGCUCCCACUGGCGAGCUUAAGAAGAUCGACGGAUUAAACACCUAUAUCGCCCACCCUAAGGAUAAGAACCCCGAAAAGGCUAUUAUCUUCCUGGCCGAUAUCUUCGGCAUCUACAUCAACGCCCAGCUUCUCGCCGACGAGUUCGCCAACAAUGGCUACCUGACUAUCAUUCCGGAUAUUUUCCGAGGCGACCAGAUCAGUCUCAGCGACAAGGAAUCUGGCAAGGUCGACCUACCUUCAUGGCUCCUCAACCACCAGCCCGCCAACAUUGAGCCUGUUAUUGAGUCGACUAUUAAGUACGCCCGUGAGACUCUCGGCGUUAAGAGGAUCGGUGCUGUUGGCUACUGCUUCGGCGGUAAGUACGUCUGCCGCAACCUCAAGCCCGGCCAGAUUGAUGUCGGUUACACUGCGCACCCCUCGUUCAUCACCAGCGAGGAGCUCAGCGCCGUCAAGGGCCCCUUCUCAAUCUCCGCUGCUGAGACCGACUCGAUCUUCACUACCCAGCUUCGUCAUGAAUCCGAAGAGAUUCUUAUCAAGGCUGCCCAGCCGUGGCAGAUCAACCUGUUCAGCGGUGUCAGCCACGGCUUCGCUGUGCGCGCCGAUCUGAGCGACCCCAAGCAGAAGUGGGCUAAGGAACAGGCCUUCUGUCAGGCCGUUGCCUGGUUCAACCAGCACCUGUAA
This is a messenger RNA of Penicillium hordei, 735 nucleotides long. Its product is annotated as dienelactone hydrolase family protein. Gene Ontology annotation, molecular function: hydrolase activity. The coding region runs from base 1 to 735 and encodes 244 amino acids. NCBI's taxonomy places the organism in Eukaryota, Fungi, Ascomycota, Eurotiomycetes, Eurotiales, Aspergillaceae. The record is from RefSeq and is a predicted model, not a curated record. The transcript has 4 exons.